CCACGAGUUAUGCAUCAUCACCGUCCAAUGUCUUCUAGACGGCGGCAAUGAGGUACUAGUGGAUUGAAGUCCCGCGGCACGUUGGAGUAUUGUGCGUCAGCUAUUUUGGGAUUGCGGUGAUUCGUGAGGUAUAUACUUGGAGUUGGACCUUGACUUCUUAGACUUUAUUGUCCUUCUUUGCAAGGUUUUUAUUCAGAUUGAAAGCGAUCGAAACUCGAGCUUUACAUCAUGAAUUUGCUCCUCAAUUCCGUCAAAGGACUUCCAUUCUUGAUUGGAUGCGUCAUAGCCUCAGCAAGUUAUCCCGCAAUUCCGAGUGAUCUCACAACACCUGUGCAGCAGAGACUCGCCAUCAAUGGCGCAAAUGCUAUCUCAGUUGGCUGGAAUACAUAUGAACAAUUGAGCAAUCCUUGUGUUCAAUAUGGUACUUCCAGUGAUGCACUUACUCUGGAAGCCUGCUCGACCACAUCAGUCACGUAUCCAACUUCUCGGACCUGGUCAAAUGCCGUUGUUCUUACUGGUUUGACUCCAGCUACCACUUAUUACUAUAAAAUUGUGUCAACCAAUUCAAGCAUCGAGCACUUCUUCAGUCCCCGUGUAGCUGGUGACAAGACAGCAUUCAAGAUGAGUGCUGUCAUUGAUUUGGGAGUUUAUGGAGCGGAUGGAUAUACCAUUUCGAUGGAUGCCACCAAGCGAGACACCAUUCCUACCAUUCAGCCAGCAUUGAAUCAUACCACGAUUGGUCGUCUUGCUGACAAUAUCAAUGACUAUGAGCUGGUUGUACAUCCUGGAGAUUUUGCCUAUGCUGAUGACUGGUAUGAGAAGCCAAAGAAUCUCUUCGACGGCGUCAACGCAUACGAAGCCAUCCUCGAACAAUUCUACGACCAACUCGCUCCCAUCGCAGGUCGCAAAGCCUACAUGGCCAGCCCCGGAAACCACGAAGCCGACUGCGAAGAAAUCGACUACACCACCUUCCUCUGCCCAACCGGCCAAAAGAACUUCACAGACUUCAUGAACAGAUUCGGAAAUACCAUGCCAACAGCUUUCGCAUCGACAUCUUCAAACAGCACCGCAAUGAUCAAUGCCAACAAAGCUCAACAACUCGCUAAACCUCCGUUCUGGUACUCGUUUGAAUACGGCAUGGUUCAUGUUACGAUGUUUGACACUGAGACCGACUUUACAGAUGCUCCUGACGGGCCAGAUGGAUCGGCUGGUCUGGAUAGUGGGCCUUUCGGUGCUCCAAAUCAACAGCUCCAAUUUCUCGAAGCAGAUCUUGCUUCUGUAGACCGGACUGUUACUCCUUGGCUCAUCGUUGGCGGUCAUCGGCCUUGGUAUUCUACUGGAGGAAGCAGCAACGUCUGCGGUCCCUGCCAGACAGCUUUCGAGCCUUUGCUCUAUAAGUACGGCGUCGAUUUGGCUAUCUUCGGUCACGUGCAUAAUUCUCAACGCUUCAUGCCUGUGAAUAACAGUGUUGCUGAUCCAGCUGGGCUGAACAAUCCGAAGGCACCGAUGUAUAUUGUGGCUGGUGGAGCGGGGAAUAUUGAGGGGCUGAGUUCGGUUGGAAGUAAUUUGACGUUUAACGCUUUUGCUUAUGCGACUGAUUUCAGCUAUGCGACAGUCAGCUUGCAAGAUGCGAAUCAUUUGCAGGUUGAUUUCAUUAGAUCGGCGACCGGGGAGGUCUUGGAUAGUUCGGUGUUGUAUAAGGAGCAUACUGAGCAGUUUGUUGUGCAGUGAGGAUUGGGAGGGUGAGACAAAAUAAUGAAAUCUUCUCUCAACGGUCUGAUAAAAGAGUAAUCGUCACUUGUUACUUGGGUCUAAUCAUUUUCUUAAAAAUAAAUC
Messenger RNA from Mollisia scopiformis, 1836 nucleotides. RefSeq names its product Metallo-dependent phosphatase. The coding region runs from base 229 to 1731 and encodes 500 amino acids. NCBI's taxonomy places the organism in Eukaryota, Fungi, Ascomycota, Leotiomycetes, Helotiales, Mollisiaceae. The record is from RefSeq and is a predicted model, not a curated record. The transcript is spliced from 3 exons. Gene Ontology annotation, molecular function: metal ion binding; acid phosphatase activity.